AGUUCACUGUAAUGGAAAGGAUAAUGUCUUGUCUGCUUCCAUUCAUACCAGAAAGAAACAAAUACAUGUGUUGGUGUGCCUAGUAGGAGCUCAUCAAGAUUGGGCAUCACAACAGCCACUUUGAAGCUGCGGUAUCAUCAAAACCAUCUCUAAUAAAGUGCAAAUGGAAGAAUAAAACACCAUAGACAUGCAUAUUUGCGUAAAUACACAAAGAGAACUUGAGAUUAUCUUCUUUUACAAAAAAAAAAUAUUGUUUUAAGUAAGAACUUAAGACUUAUUGGAAGCACUUUGAGUAUGAUUUUCACGAGGCAAAUAUGGAUAACUUGAGAUGAAAAUAUUAGUCAAACAAACAACAAGCAGAGGCAGAUCCAGAGGAAAAUGAAGAAGGGAAAAAGAAGGCGAUUGAGCAAAUGAGAGAAGCUUGUGUUAACUAUGGCUUCUUCCAAAUUGCGAAUCACGGAAUUCCUUUGGAUUUGUUGAGCAGAAUCAUGGAUAUGUACAAGACUUUCUUUGCUUGUUCAGAUGAAGAAAAACUAUCGGUACCUUCUGAUAACUAUUUCAAAAGCACAAAGAAAUCUGCUGGGACUUAUGAGCAGCUACUGUUUCAUCUUUCAUCCUCUGGUUUCAACGUCUGCCCCGAAAAUCCACCUCGUUUCAAGCAAGUAUUGGAGGAGAUGGCUUCACAUUUCACAAAUUUAGGAUUUGUAUUGGGGAGAAUCAUAAGUGAGUGUCUGGGCAUCCCUCCUAACUUCCUAGCAAACUACAGAAAUGAUCAGGCUAAGGACUUCUUGCUCGGCAUCCACUACAGUCCAGCGACAGAAGCUGAGAACGUAGGAAAAUCCGCACACAAAGAUCCUGGCUGCAUCACCAUUCUCUACCAGCCUGAAGUUGGAGGUCUUCAGGUGCAGAAAGAUGAACAGUGGAUUCCCAUAGCGCCUUCCAAAGACAAACUAGUAGUUAAUAUUGGUGAUGUCAUUCAGGUGCUAAGCAACAAUAAAUUCAAGAGUGCAACGCACAGGGUGAUCAGACCAAGAGAAACAAACCGUUACUCGUGUGCUUUCUUCUACAAUGUGCAAGGAGACAAGUGGGUUGAGCCAUUACCACAGUGUACCAAGGAAAUUGGAGAAUCGCCCAAGUACAGAGGAUUCAUCUUUAAAGAAUAUGUGCAGCGGAGACGCAGAGACGAGACUCAUCCACCAGCUAGACCUGAAGAUCUAUUCAAUAUAUCCCACUACUCAAUUUCUACUUAGAGCACAAGUCUAUAUGGAAAGAAACAUAGCAUAAAUACGUAUGUCAAAGUGUGUGACUAUCUCAUUUAAACUAUUACCGGGGACACAAUUAUUUUCUUAAUUAUGUUAACACGUCUUUGAUCGUAUAAGCCUGAUUCUUUGAAGAGGAAUCCUCAAUGCGCUGUUUGUUGUUACUGAUUUAAAAUAAUCAAAUUGCAGAUACUGCAAAACUUGUUUGUUUGUUUCCUA
Solanum lycopersicum (tomato) is the source of this 1478-nucleotide messenger RNA. RefSeq names its product protein DOWNY MILDEW RESISTANCE 6. The record is from RefSeq and is a predicted model, not a curated record. Lineage: Eukaryota; Viridiplantae; Streptophyta; Magnoliopsida; Solanales; Solanaceae. Gene Ontology annotation, molecular function: 2-oxoglutarate-dependent dioxygenase activity.